This is a messenger RNA of Cryptotermes secundus, 493 nucleotides long. Its product is annotated as odorant receptor 2a-like. Gene Ontology annotation, molecular function: odorant binding; olfactory receptor activity. The record is from RefSeq and is a predicted model, not a curated record. Gene Ontology annotation, biological process: sensory perception of smell; detection of chemical stimulus involved in sensory perception of smell. Lineage: Eukaryota; Metazoa; Arthropoda; Insecta; Blattodea; Kalotermitidae. The transcript is spliced from 5 exons. Gene Ontology annotation, cellular component: plasma membrane. The coding region runs from base 5 to 493 and encodes 162 amino acids.
UCACAUGCAGAAACAACUGAACAACUGCAUACGUCACCACCAGGAGAUAAAACGAUACAUGGCAGUAUUGGAAGAUAUAAUGAACAUCGGGCUGUGUGGGCUGUUCUUGCUGUUGUUGGCAGCGCUGUGUCUCAUUUCCUUCUCUGCUGUUACGAGUUGGGGAGAUUUCACGGACGUCUCACAGGCCCUGAUUAUGUACUGCGUGUUGAUGGGCAUCGUGUUUGUGUUCUGCUGGCUCGGAAGUCAACUGUCGGAACAGGCUGAGAGUGUGAGAGACGCUGCCUGGGGGUGCGACUGGGUGGGAACCCCUGUCCCAUUUCAGCGCUGUCUGACCUUCAUCAUCGCCGCAGCUAACGAGGAGUUCACGCUCACAGCUGGGAAAUUUGUUCCGGUGUGCAACUCGACUAUGAUGAAUAUGAUGAACCAAACAAUGUCAUUCUUCAUGUUUCUUCUGCAUAUGAAAAACGAACGCGAAGAAGAGAACCAGAAAUAA